Salvelinus sp. IW2-2015 is the source of this 688-nucleotide messenger RNA. RefSeq names its product phospholipid-transporting ATPase IH-like. Gene Ontology annotation, biological process: phospholipid translocation. The record is from RefSeq and is a predicted model, not a curated record. Gene Ontology annotation, molecular function: ATPase-coupled intramembrane lipid carrier activity. NCBI's taxonomy places the organism in Eukaryota, Metazoa, Chordata, Actinopteri, Salmoniformes, Salmonidae. Gene Ontology annotation, cellular component: plasma membrane; endoplasmic reticulum; recycling endosome.
GUGAAGCUGAUCAAAUCGUCUCCAGAACACCCAAUCACGCUAGCCAUUGGAGACGGGGCUAAUGAUGUUAGCAUGAUCCUGGAGGCUCACGUGGGCAUCGGCAUCAUGGGUAAAGAGGGUCGCCAGGCAGCGCGGAACAGCGACUACGCCAUCCCGAAGUUCAAACACCUGAAGAAGAUGCUGCUGGUUCACGGACACUACUACUACAUCCGCAUCUCAGAGCUUGUCCAGUACUUCUUCUACAAAAAUGUCGCCUUCAUCUUCCCUCAGUUCCUCUACCAGUUCUUCUGUGGCUUCUCCCAACAGCCGCUGUAUGACACAGCCUAUCUGACACUGUACAAUAUCAGCUUUACCUCUCUACCUAUCCUGCUCUUCAGCCUCAUCGAGCAGCACAUCAACAUGGACAUCCUCAAGAAAGACCCCUCCCUCUACAGGGACAUAGCUAAGAACUCUCUCCUGCGUUGGCCCAUUUUCAUCUACUGGACCUGCCUGGGGGUGUUCGACGCCGUCGUCUUCUUCUUUGGUUCUUACUUCCUGUUCAACAACAGCACCUUCACCAGCAACGGACAGCUAAUGACAACCAACACACAGAUGAUGUUUGGUAACUGGACGUUUGGGACUCUGGUCUUCACUGUGCUGGUGUUCACAGUCACGUUAAAGGUACAGUAACAUCCUACCCAUCACCACC